Messenger RNA from Pneumocystis murina B123, 1334 nucleotides. RefSeq lists its product as hypothetical. Gene Ontology annotation, biological process: Arp2/3 complex-mediated actin nucleation. The transcript has 7 exons. The record is from RefSeq and is a predicted model, not a curated record. Gene Ontology annotation, molecular function: actin filament binding. NCBI's taxonomy places the organism in Eukaryota, Fungi, Ascomycota, Pneumocystomycetes, Pneumocystales, Pneumocystaceae. Gene Ontology annotation, cellular component: actin cortical patch; Arp2/3 protein complex. Bases 1 to 1296 code for a protein of 431 amino acids.
AUGAUACCAAAUCUUCCUGUAGUUAUUAUGGAUAAUGGAACAGGAUUAACAAAAAUUGGUCUUUCUGGAAAUGAUGUUCCUUCUUAUGUUUUUCCUACAGUUAUUACAUCUUCACAGACACCAGGAACAGGAUCAGGACGAUCAGUCUCAUUGUCAAAAUCAUCCUUUCUAGGAUCUAGUUUAUCUAUAGGAAGUUCAUUAAAUAAACGCGGAGCAGAGGAUUUGGAUUUUUAUAUUGGUUAUGAAGCGUUAGAACAAGCGAAUGGCUUAGGAUAUAGUUUAAAUUAUCCUAUUCGUCAUGGAAUAAUUGAAACAUGGGAUCAUAUGGAACGAUUUUGGCAGCAGAGUAUUUUUAAAUAUCUAAAAUGUGAUCCAGAGGAUCAUUAUUUUCUUUUAACAGAACCCCCACUUAAUCCUCCCGAAAAUAGAGAACAUACGGCAGAAAUUAUGUUUGAAUCUUUUAAUUGUGCAGGACUUUAUAUUGCAGUGCAAGCUGUUCUUGCACUUGCUGCUUCUUGGACCUCUUCUAAAGUUCAAGAUCGAUCUCUUACAGGAACAGUAAUUGAUUCCGGAGAUGGCGUAACACAUGUAACUCCUGUUGUGGAUGGCUAUGUAAUUGGAUCAGCGCUCAAGCAUAUUCCUAUUGCUGGAAGAGAUAUUACAUAUUUUGUUCAAUCUCUUUUGCGUGAUAGGAAUGAGUCAGACUCUUCUCUAAAGACUGCUGAAAGGAUCAAAGAAGAAUAUUCAUAUGUAUGUUCGGAUAUUAUUAAAGAAUUCAAUAAAUAUGAUAGAGAACCAGAAAGGUUUCAAAAAUAUUUUGUAGAAACAAGUUCAGAUAAAAAAGUAGUAGUGGAUGUUGGAUAUGAGAGAUUUCUUGGCCCAGAAAUUUUUUUUCAUCCUGAAAUUGCAACAUCUGAUUUUUUAACGCCUUUGCCUGAAGUUGUAGACAAUGUAAUUCAAGCAUCUCCUAUUGAUGUCCGACGUGGUUUAUAUAAAAAUAUUGUUCUUUCAGGGGGAUCAGCAAUGUUUAAAGAUUUCGGAAAAAGAAUGCAAAGAGAUAUUAGACAAAUUGUAGACAGGCGUAUUCGGAAAGGAGAAGAGCGCUCAGGUGCAAAAAGUGGGGGAUUAGAAGUUAAUGUUAUUUCACAUAAAAAGCAAAAAAAUGCAGUUUUUGUUGGUGCAAGUUUAAUAUCACAAGCUCCUGAGUUUUUAUCAUAUUGUUAUACAAAAAAGGAUUAUGAAGAAUAUGGGCCUGGAAUUGUAAGAAGAUUUGCAAUCUUUGAGUCCUUUUUAUGAGUUUUAUGCAAUUAUGUUACAUAUGCCAAUUUUUAUUC